UCCUCUCUCUCUCUCUCACUCUCUCUCUUGAACAUGGAGCUCCAGCUCCCUUCUCUCUUUCUCCUACUAGUCCCGAUCUUACUUCUCCCUCUUCUAGCAAUUGUCACCCGAUCGUCCCGCCGGUCAGACCUCCCGCCGGGCCCCCCUCGCCUCCCCAUAAUCGGCAGCCUGCACUACCUGGCCACCGCCCUGCCACAUCGUGCCCUUGCCGCGCUGGCAGGCACCUACGGCCCGCUUAUGCUGCUCCGCAUCGGCCAGAUAGAUCUCGCGGUCGUGACAUCCCGUGAGGCGGCGGAGGCGGUGUUGAAGACCCAUGACACCAACUUUGCAUCCCGACCUGAGAUGGCGGCGCCGAAGAUCAUCGGCUACGGCUGCACCGACAUCGCCUUCUCGCCCUACGGCGCGUACUGGCGUCAGCUCCGGAAGAUCUGCGUCAUGGAGCUGCUUAGCGCCAAGCGCGUCAAGUCGUUCUCGUCGCUCCGCACUGAGGAGAUUGCCGGGUUUCUGAAGGACAUCGCCGGCGCGGCGGCUCGGCAAACGCCGGUCAGCAUUAGCCUCAAGCUCAUGUCCCUGGCCAACAACAUCGUGUGCAGGGCAACCUUCGGAAAGAUGUUCAAGCACCAAAGCAGGUUCCUGGUGAUUGUUAAGGAAACUCUAGAAAUGACCUCCGGUUUCAGCCUCUCCGAUUUGUUCCCUUCGCUACGGUUUCUCGACGUGAUCAUGAUGCGCAAGAUCACGAAGGUCCACAGAGAGAUGGAUGCGAUCUUCGACGACACGAUUCAAGAUCACCAGGAGAGGCCGCGGAAACCCGACGGGGAGGAGGACUUGUUGGAUGUGCUGCUGAAAGCUAGGGAGCAAAAGGACUUGGAAGUGCCGGUUACGUAUGAAAAUGUUAAAGCCGUGAUGUUGGACAUGUUUGCUGGAGGGACAGAAACAUCCUCUACCAUAAUAGAAUGGGCCAUCUCAGAGCUCAUCAAAAGCCCAAAUAUCAUGGCAAAGGCACAACAAGAAGUAAGAGAAGCAUUUAAGAAAAAGGGUAAGAUAGAAGAGCAUGAUAUCGGUGAGCUCAGCUAUCUCCAACUAGUCAUCAAAGAAACCCUUAGGCUCCACCCUCCAGUCCCUCUCUUGGUCCCGAGGGUUUGCCAAGAGACUUGCACCAUUCUAGGGUAUACGAUACCGGCCGGAACUCGCGUAGUCAUAAAUGUGUGGGCACUAGGAAGAGACCCGAAGUACUGGGAGGACCCAGAGAAGUUCAUGCCGGAGCGGUUCGAGGGUAACUCGGUGGACUACAAAGGGAGCAACUUCGAGUUCCUGCCUUUCGGUGCUGGCCGAAGGAUCUGCCCUGGGAUGACUUUUGGAUUGGCAACCGUCGAGUUUGGCCUAGCUCAACUUUUGUUCUAUUUUGAUUGGAAGCUUCCAGGCGACAUGAAAAUCGAAGAUCUCGACAUGACUGAGACGUUGGGGGCUAGCGCGCCGAGGAAGGAGCAGCUACAUCUUAUAGCGAUCCCGCGGAUUUCGUUACCAGUCAAAUAAAAAAUCAUCUCCUAGAAGUUUGUGUUAACUUCAUAUUUAGAAUAAUUGAAGUUUAUAUGUUAUCUCAUAAUAUCUAUCCUUGUAUUUUAGAAGGGUUCUUAGCAUUGUAUGCUAAGAGCCUAUAUAACUUAAUUAGUACUCUAUUAAAAUUAUGUAUGGUGCAUGAAUAGCUACAAAAUAUUACUAGAAGGGGUGGGUAUCUUAUAUUAUUGAUAUUAAAUAGUCCUAUUGUAACGACCGACGUGCUAG
Molecule: messenger RNA, 1782 nt
Organism: Ananas comosus (pineapple)
Lineage: Eukaryota; Viridiplantae; Streptophyta; Magnoliopsida; Poales; Bromeliaceae
Product: premnaspirodiene oxygenase-like
Exons: 4
Coding region: 34-1533 (499 amino acids)
Molecular function (GO): oxidoreductase activity, acting on paired donors, with incorporation or reduction of molecular oxygen; iron ion binding; heme binding
Source: RefSeq, a predicted model, not a curated record